UGUUCCCCUCUCAAGAAAGAGGUUCGUUCCUCUCGGUACGUCAUUGUCGGGCUGCGAUACCUUCAUUGCAUUCUCCAAUUGACACCAUGUCUCGCUAGAAAACAACCCCGAGGUCAUGACCUCGCUGGUUCACAAUCUAGGUCUCUCCAAGAAAUUAUCGUUCCAUGAUGUCUGGAGCAUCGACGACCCAGACCUGCUUGCCUUUGUCCCGCGCCCGGCCUACGCUUUGCUUCUGAUAUUCCCAGUCAGCGAGACUUAUGAGAAGUUCCGCGUUCAGGAAGACACAGACCGCCCAGAGUACCAGGGUCAUGGACCCGACGAACAGGUCAUCUGGUACAAGCAAACCAUCGGCAACGCUUGCGGUCUUAUCGGUCUCCUGCACGGCGUUUCCAACGGUGCCGCCCGCGCCCACAUCCAGCCCGACUCAGGUCUGUCUAAAUUGCUUCACGAUGCCAUUCCUUUGAAGCCUGCCGAGCGAGCCGAUCUGUUGUAUGAAUCCCAAGCCCUGGAAACUGCACACCAAAGCGCGGCUGCUGGAGGCGAUACUGCCGCUCCACCCGCCGACGACACGGUCGAUCUACACUAUGUUUGCUUCGUCAAGUCUGAGAGCAACCACUUGUGGGAGAUGGACGGCCGCCGUAAAGGCCCGCUCGACCGCGGUCAACUCUCUGCUGACGAAGAUGUUCUCAGCGACAAAGCUCUGGACUUGGGUGUGAGGAGCUUCUUGAAGCGUGAGGCCGAAGCGGGUGGAGGCGAUCUUCGAUUCUCUCUCAUCGUGCUCGCAGAGAGCCUUGACUGAGC
This is a messenger RNA of Periconia digitata, 801 nucleotides long. The record is from the annotation of a GenBank genome assembly. NCBI's taxonomy places the organism in Eukaryota, Fungi, Ascomycota, Dothideomycetes, Pleosporales, Periconiaceae.